AACUCACGCACGCUGCGGUUGGAUUUUGACAGCGAGGGGGACAGCUGCCUCACACCCUGGAUUAAACCUGUUUCCUCUCCUUUUAUAACCUCCAAAACAACCCAGGAAAUGCAUUUAAAGUUUAUUUUUUAGCUCAACUGGACUGACAACCCGUGAAACAUGAGAAGUAGAAGUAACUCGGGGGUAAAGUUGGAUAACUAUGCUCGGGUCGUGCAGCAAACCAUUCUGCAGCACCAGGACCCGGUGACCGGCCUCCUCCCGGGCAGCCCCGAGCACCCGGACGCCUGGGUCAGAGAUAAUGUUUACAGUGUGGUUUCCGUGUGGGCGCUGAGCUUGGCCUAUCGGAAGAACGCCGACCGAGACGAGGACAAGGCCAAAGCGUACGAGCUCGAACAGAGCGUGGUCAAACUGAUGAGAGGAAUCCUGCAGUGCUACAUGAGACAGCUGGAUAAAGUGGAGAAGUUUAAAUACAGCCGCAGCACCUCGGAUUCUCUCCACGCCAAGUUCAACACAAAGACGUGCGCUCCCGUGGUCGGCGAUGGCGAGUGGGGACACCUGCAGGUCGACGCCACCUCGCUGUUCCUGCUCUUCCUCGCUCAGAUGACGGCUUCAGGUCUGCACAUCGUUUACACUCAGGACGAGGUGGACGUGGUUCAGAACCUCAUGUUCUACAUCGAGGCGGCGUACAAAGUCGCCGAUUAUGGGAUGUGGGAGAGAGGAGACAAAACCAACCAGGGAAUCACAGAGAUCAACGCCAGCUCUAUCGGGAUGGCCAAGGCGGCUUUAGAGGCUUUAGACGAUUUGAACCUGUUUGGAGCCAAAGGAGGCCCUGGGUCUGUGGUCCACGCUCUGGCUGACGACAUCCAGCACUGUCAGUCCAUCCUGACGUCUCUUCUGCCUCGAGCCUCCAUCUCUAAAGAGGUGGAUGCUGGAGUUUUGGCCAUCAUCUCGUACCCCGCCUUCGCUGUGGAGGACAUCGGCAUCGUGAACCUGACGAAGGAGGAGAUCAUCUCCAAACUACAGGGUCGAUAUGGCUGCUGCAGGUUUCUCCGAGAUGGACACAAAACUCCCAGAGAGGACCCAAAUCGUCUUUACUACGAAUCGGCCGAACUGAAGUUAUUUGAGAACAUCGAGUGCGAGUGGCCGCUGUUUUGGACCUACCUCAUUUUGGAUGGAAUUUUCAUCAAGAGCCCGGAACAGGUGCAGGAGUAUCAGGAGGCUCUGGAGGGCAUCCUGAUUAAACAGAAGGACGGGAUCAGACUGGUGCCGGAGCUGUACAGCGUGCCCGCGGACAAGGUGGAGGAGGAGUACGAGAACCCUCACUCGGUGGAGAGAGUCUCUGUGGGAAAAUGCCCUUUAAAGUGGGGCCAGUCUCUGUAUGUUUUAGGAAAUCUGCUGUCAGAGGGUUUCCUGGCUCCGGGUGAGGUUGACCCUUUAAACCGCCGCUUUUCCACAAUCCCCAAACCGGAUGUGGUGGUCCAAGUUUCCAUUUUGGCCGAGACGGAGGAGAUAAAGGAGCUGCUGAUGAAGAACGGCAUCGACGUGGAGACGGUGGCCGACAUCCACCCGAUCCACGUCCAGCCGUCCAGAGUGCUGAGCCACAUCUACGCCAGGCUGGGUCGUAACCCUCGCCUGGGUCUGACAGGGCGCCCCUACAGGAGGAUCGGGGUACUGAGCACGUCUAAGUUUUACAUCAUCAGAAACACCAUGUUCUCCUUCACUCCUCAGUUCAUAGAUCACCAGCAGUUUUACAUCGCCCUGGACAACAAAAUGAUCGUGGAGAUGCUGAGGACGGAGAUCGCGUACCUGGCCUCGAGGUGGAGGAUGAUCGGACGCCCUACGGUGACGUUUCCCAUCUCCCAGACCAUGCUCACGGAGGACCACACAGACCUGGACCCGGCCGUUUUGGCGACGCUGAAGAAACUACAGGACGGAUACUACGGAGGAGCCAGGAUCCAGACCGGGCGAUUGUCGGAGCUGAUGACCACUUCCUGUUUCGCUCACCUCAGCUUCCUGGAUGGUAAGGUCCCCGGCAGCAUGCCCCGCCCACAUGACGACGAUGACGGUGGCGAGGGGGAGGAGGGAUACGUGCAUGAGUUACGCUGUGACGAUGAGGCCGACGACCUGGCCCAGUAUUUAGAUCAUCUUUUGGCCCACGCGACUCCUAAAAAAACUCAAACCCAAAACCUUGCGGUGGGAGGGCUCAGCCGCUUCAAGGCUGUGGCCACCAAAACCAAAGAGAUGGUGUCACUCAUGAACAAGGCUCAAGAUCUCAACGUGCACAACGUGAACAUGUACCUCCCAAACAAACUGUUCAGGACGCGGCAUCCGUCCCUCAACCUCAGCAUCCCAGAAUCCCCUGCUCCACACAAGACCGAGACUCCGGAGGUGACGGUGACUGCAGAGAGUGGGAUUCCACGAGAUUCUUCUGGAGCGAUCGAUUACAACGCCCUGGUCCGACUGCUCAAAGAAACGCCCUGUCUGCAGGACCAAGCAGACAUCCUCUACAUCCUGUUUAAAGACAAGGGGAUGUCCUGGGACACUGGUCUCCAUGGUAAAGGCAGCUCGGUGCAGACUCUUCUGUCUGACCUGUACCAGAGGGUGGGGCAGCUCAAGCACUGGGGCCUGAUCCGGAUGAUCUCAGGAAUGCUCAAGAAGAAAGUGGAGGAGCUGGACUCGGCGUGCUCAGACCUCCUGGCUCAUCAGAAACACUUGACGGUGGGUUUACCUCCAGAGCCUCGGGAGAAAACCAUCACGGCUCCGAUUCCUCCGGACCUGCUGUCGGAGCUGAUCGACCAGGCCAGCGACGGGAACAUCAGCGUGGCCAUCCUCACACAGGAGAUCAUGGUGUACUUGGCCAUGAGCAUUCGGACGCAGCCGGACCUCUUCAGCGAAAUGUUCCGGCUCAGAAUCGGACUCAUCAUUCAGGUCAUGGCCACGGAGCUCGCGCAGUCGCUCAGCUGCUCGGGAGAUGAAGCCACAGACAGCCUGAUGAACAUGAGCCCGUCUGAAGUGAAGAACCUGCUGCACCACAUCCUGAGCGGGAAGGAGUUUGGAGUCCAGCGCAGCAUGCGUGAGAUCGAGGCCGGGGUCAGUCCUGCCAUUUCCAUCCAUCAGCUCGGAAACACGGGGGCGACGAAGAGCGAACGCGCCGGAAUCAGCAAACUCAAGAGCGACAUGAAAAUGCUGGAGCACAGGUUGUCUCUGUCAGAUGCCGACCGCAGGUUUUCUCUGGCCGACACUUUCAAGGAGCCGAGACUGUCUCUAACUGACUCUGUGCAGGAGAUGAGCCGGAGUGUGUCUUUGACCGAGUCCGUGAAGAGUUUAAUUUCCCAGUCGAUGGAUUUAGACAACAUCGAAUCAGGGAGGUACCGGCUGCCCUCCAUCGAGUCCCUGGACAUCCCCGACUCGUUCCCCCCCGUGAAGGACACUCGGCACGGGCAGUGGCUCAGGAGGAGGAGGCUGGACGGAGCUUUGAACAGAGUCCCGGUCGGAUUCUAUCAGAAAGUCUGGAGGAUCCUGCAGAAGUGCCACGGUUUGUCCAUCGAGGGCUUCGUGCUUCCCUCCUCCACCACCAGAGAGAUGACCCCGGGAGAAAUCAAGUUCUCGGUCCACGUGGAGACGGUUCUGAACAGGGUCCCUCAGCCCGAGUACAGACAGCUGCUGGUGGAGGCCAUCUUGGUGCUGACCAUGUUGGCCGACGUCGACAUCCACUCCAUCGGGUCCAUCAUCCACGUGGAGAAGAUCGUGCACGCGGCCAACGAUAUGUUUUAUAAGGACCAGGUGGAUCUCGGAGCAGAGGAGUCCAUCCUGGAGCGAGACCCGUCCACCGGCGUGUGCAGACUCCUCUACGACAGCGCCCCCAGUGGCCGCUUCGGGAGCAUGACGUACCUGACUAAAGCCGUGGCUGUUUACGUGCAGGACUUUCUGCCCGGCGGCUCCUGUGCCGUGCAGUAACUCGACAAAGAGUUUCCGUGUAUUACAAUAUUCACUGGAAGUAACGGUUCAUUAUAUUUAAACUAACACGUGUUCUGUGCCUGCGUCUGAACUUAGGGCUGCGCAGUUUGAGUCAUUUUAAGUCUGCGAUCGCCUUUUAAUAGAAGAAUAUAAUCGUACCUGUAGUUUAGACCUCUGCAAACGUGUCAGAUGCCCUCCCAGUGUCUCCAUAGCGUCUUAUUCUGCGUAAAAGCUGCUCACCCUGCAGCUUAAACCUCUACAAACAUGUCCCUGUGUGUCGGAUGCCCUCCCUCUGUCUCCAUAGCGUCUUAUUCUGCGUAAAAAGCUGCUAACCCUGUAGCUUAAACCUCUACAAACACGUUCUGAAAUACGUGGGAUUCAUAGUUUAAAGUUCAGAUUUCAGUCUUGUCUCAAAUAUUAACGCUCUUGGAGUUGUUUCCCGUGUCCACUCUGAACAAAAUCCUACUUUUUAAACAUUUAUCUCAAAUAUAAUCACAAUAUUUCUCCAAAAACUGUGCUGCCCUGUCUGAAAUUAUGGUACUGGACGUUUCUUUUCUUGUUACCGACGACUAUUUCUUUUUAAUAAUCCACGCUGGUCAAAACAAACGGGACGUCAGGGAGUUUUUCUGAAUUAAAGACGCAUCAUGGAACUUUUUCACGCUAAAUAAUAUAACUGCGUGUCCCUGCUUUGAUUAUAUUAACCGUUUUUAUUUUUAGAAUGAAAAAAAUCUAAGUGCAAUUAUUGUCUUUGUGCAGUCGAACAUUGUCAAGAGAUUUGUUAAAAAAAUCUAGAGGUUUAAAGACGCACUGUGUAACUUUUUCUAGCGGGAGGGUCUGCCACUUGCUCGUCUCCAUGGAGAUGUUAUCACUUUACCUGGAAUGUUCCACAGUACGACACAUUCUAACUGAUCGAACGAGCGCUGGUUUAAUUACAGUCGUUUUAGGAGCUCAAAAGGUAAAGCCACGGUCGCCUCUCCGCAGAUCUGACCUGUCACGUGCCCUGGGUGUGACUUUUCUGGCAAGAGAGUACACCCCGCCUGCUUGUUUCCACGGAGAUAGAUGCGUUUCAUGCCAUAACGCGGAACAUUCUAAGCACAGAAAUAACAUCCACGCACACAAGCAGGUCGCUGCUAGAAAAGUUACACAGUGGAGCUUUAAAAUGUUUCAAAAUGCCUUGUUUUCUACUGAGUAAUGACGUCAUCGCUCAGCAGUAGUGGUGGGAAAAGUACUCGAUUUUGUUACUUAAGUAAAAGUACAGAUACUUGAGCCAAAAAAAUAAAAAAUACUCAAGUAGAUUUUUUUCAUUUGACACUUUUACUUAAGUACGUCUUAAAGUACCUGUUUAAAAACGCACUUAAAGAGUAAAAAGUAAAAGUAUUUCACGCAGAUUUUGAGUCUUACGAAGCUUCAAAUGUCGUGAGAUAAAGAUUUGUUCAGAAACGAUUGAUUAUAUUUGUAUAUUUUUCUUUGUUCAAAUUAUACGUGUUAAAAAUAAACCCUCAAAAAAAUAAAUAAAUAAAAUACUUUUACUUUUCAGUCCAAUUCAAACAUGCAGUAGAGUAGAAAGUACAGGUUCUGCUCUCAAAUGCAGUGAAGUAAAAGUAAAAAGAAGCACACUGUAAAAUCUGCUUAAGUAAAGUACAAAUACCUCACGUUCUUCCUUCAGGGCAGUACUUUACUACGUGUAUUUGGUUACGCUCCACCGCUGCUCCACAUCAGAGACGCAAACUGUGAACGAGAAACAUUAUGCAAUAAAACUGUUUACUGUUACUCAAAAAAACAAACAAAGAAUAAGUAAGAAAUACAGUAGAAAGUCUUUAUUUUCAAAUGUACUUCUAAAUACAAGUUUGAUAUUUGAGACACAUUUUAAAUUGUGCUGCAGUUUUACGUUUCAAGAUAUGACAAACUGGAUUUCAGAAAAUACUUUACAGUUUUAGUUUUACAUUUUCAACAAUAAAAUCAUGUGUAAAGGUGUUUUAUUAUUAUAUUUAUCGUUAAACCUGCUGUUAACCUGCUGUUUUCUUUACGUCCAAAUGCUGUUUGUUCAAUAGUUGAUAUUUAAAGGUCCUAUAUUACAAAAAAAAAGUACUUUUCUGAGGUUUAAGUCGUGUUAUAAUGUCGUUACCUCCUCAAAAACAGACCCGGGGUUGUGUUUUUUGUUUCAUUCGCGCACGUUUCAAACCUCAAAACGCUCUGUUCCACCUUGUGAUGUCAUGAAGUGGUCGUUUUCACCAGCUCAUAUUUACCUUUUGUGCAGCGGAGACGGAAAUCAUCCAAACGAUUUGAGAAAUGAAGGUGCGUGGAGUUUAAAAACACACCGGAGCACUUCCUGUAUCGCCACACGAUGACAUCACAAGGUGGAACGGAGCGUUUUCUGUUUGAGAGAAGAACUCCAGGUCUGUUUGUGAUGAAAAACAUUAUAAAAUAGAUCAGAAAACAGCGUAAUGUGGGCCCUUUAAUGAUAAAAACAAAUGUAGUUCAUAUUAAUUGUGUAAAUGGGCACUUAACCCUUUAAUAUAGAGCCUUAAUAAUUACACUUUAAUAUGAUUUUGGUGCCUUCAUUUCAAAGUUUGCACUGGACAGAUACUUUUGCAAAUACUUGAGACGUUUUAUUUAAAUGAUGACUGCAGAUAGAAUUAUUAUUAAACCCACGAAAAUCCAUCAAAAUCUCUGAUCUAAGGGUAAAAUUACAGUCUGGAUGUUCAAUUUUCGUCAAUUUACUCAUAAAAUCGUCACUUUUAGACGCUGUAAUUUCAUUUUUACCUAAUUGUGUGAUGGUACUGCACUUUUAUUACCGUAUUUUUCAGAGUAUAAGUCGUAGUAAAGUACAAGUCGCUCUGGAGUAUAAGUCGCACCAGCCAAAAAAUGCAUAAUAAUAAAGGAAAAAAAACACAUUUCACGUAUAAAUCGCACCUGAGUAUAAGUCGCACCCUCGGACAAACUAUGAAAAAAGUGCAACUUAUACUCCUGAAAAUACGGUAAUAAAGUUUCAGUUUUAUUUUGGUUUAUAAUUUCAAAAUUGUGUCUUUAAUUUGUGCUAAAGUCUAACAAAAACUGUCAAAAUGCUGUACAAGUAUGUGUCAAAAAACUGCAUGAACAGAAAGAACUUUUGUAAUGUUCCAAACCAGGAAGUAACGAGGUGUUUGUGCAUGUUUUUGUUUCAUUUUAAUACUCGAAACGCAAGUGUGUACGACAGGUUUGUUUCUAAUCCUGACUUGGUUCGGUGGGAUAGUAACUGCGGUGAAUAUUUAUCAAAGUUUUUUCCAGUUUGUUGAAGAAAAGUUGAAAAAGUAAAGUAGCGCUGAGAAAAAAAGCUAAAAAAAUGUGCGCUAAAAUACGUAAAAUCCCAUCCAAAACACAUUUUUCUGUCAGUUUAAACAUUAAUAUCAUGUUAUUCUUUUGAAAAAUCUUAAAUAUGUUACUACUUUAAGUACAUAUCACGUGUUAGAAGUCACAAAAGUACUAUGGCCUUUGCUUUGUAGUACUGAAAGCAAUGCAUUAUGGGUUUUUGAGUCCACUGUGUAUAUAAUGUUGGUCUGAAUGUGUGUUAGCCUUAGCCACGCACUUAAUUUAUUCAUCUGGGAAAAGAACGCCACAGUGACUGAUGUUUCUAAUGCAAUAUCUUACAUCGUCUCCACGGAAACGGAUGAGUUUAAUGCCAUAUUCUGUGGAGACGAACUCAUCAUUUCCGUCCGAUUGUGGUUUCGUUGGUUCAUCCACUCCACGGCAGUUUAACGUUUGAACAUAAACACAGUCUGGGCUCGUUUCACUGUCGGCUGAUGUUUCUGGAUGUGAUUGUCAUAAAAAUAAAUAAAUAAAAGUCGAA
Messenger RNA from Periophthalmus magnuspinnatus, 7783 nucleotides. RefSeq names its product phosphorylase kinase, alpha 1a (muscle) (gene phka1a). Gene Ontology annotation, biological process: glycogen metabolic process. Gene Ontology annotation, cellular component: phosphorylase kinase complex. The record is from RefSeq and is a predicted model, not a curated record. Gene Ontology annotation, molecular function: calmodulin binding. The transcript has 35 exons. The coding region runs from base 160 to 3957 and encodes 1265 amino acids. Lineage: Eukaryota; Metazoa; Chordata; Actinopteri; Gobiiformes; Gobiidae.